ACGAGAACCAAAAUAACGAGGUCCAACUCCAGAGAUCCGUGGCGAUUUUGGUGUUCUUUUCAAUCAAUCCGUCAACAUUUAUUUCUUUUCUUAACUCAUAGCACUCUUGCAUCUAAUACAAAAUGGGUCAGACCUUGGCUCGUGCUGCACAGUGGACCUCCGCCAGCGAUGGCGGUGAGGGUAAACUGGAAUUCACACCUAUCAAUGAGUCUAUCCUAAACAGCAUUAUCAAAUUUGUUGAGGCAUUCCCAGGCAAACAUCCACAGGAAGCACAAAUGCCAUUCAAGAAACCAUUACAAUGGAAGACAAGUCUAGAAGCAUCAUCUUUCUCUGGUGGUUAUGAACAGACUGAUGAUGGCAUCAAAUCAAGUACAACAGAUAAAGAAGAUAACCCUCUGUUAGUAUUGGAAGGAGAAAUACUGAAAGUGUCUUCAUUGGAUCAAGUUAAUGCUGUUCUCAAAAUUGCUGCGGAUAAGAAAAUGCAUGAAGCAAGAUGUGUUCUAGAAGCCAAUCGUGAUCCUCUUGUCAAUAUCCUUGGUGAUAGCUUUGCGAGCGUAGAAGGUGAGGACUCAGCCACAGUGCGUCUGUUGGAGCAGAUACAGAAAGAAGAAGGAGACGCCAAGGAAGAAAAAGAAGUGAAACUUAAAGUAGCUUUAAUAGUACAACAAUUUGACACUCAGCUGAUGAGUCAAUCCAUCAAAGAAAUAGCAAAAGAAGUGCGUUUACGUCCAGAACAAGUUGAACGUGAAGUAACUCUUUUAAAAUCUUUUUCUGGAGAGGAUGAGAACUGUGUCUUGGAAUCAAUUAAGUACACAUCUGAUUAUGUCUUCGCCAACGGUUGCCGUGCACCACCAUGGAGACAAGUACACGGAGAAAUCUGUUAUUUAAGGGUCCAACCACAUGACGGUGAUAGUUUUUACGUGACUACCGCUACAGCGGGUGCUUUCAUCAUUAAGACAACAAAGAAAUCCAAAAAGAAGAACACCGGACAGCAAAAGCUAGAACCAUCACUGAAAUGGAAAAACUUGGGAAUGGCAAACAUGGAAGAGGAGGAGAAGCAGCAAAAAGAAAAAAAGGAUAAAGAAAAAGAAAAAAAGAAGAAAGUUGUUAAAGAAAAGAGUGGCCAUGGUGAUAGAAAACCCAAGACUCCAGCACAGGAGGAGGAGGACUUUAGUGAAAGCUCAUCAGAAAGUGAAGAAGAGGAAGAGACACUUGACAGACGACAAGAGUCCAAUGCUGACCUACCUUCAGAGUACUGGCAGAUACAAAAACUAGUCAAGUACCUCAAGGGAGGUAAUCAGACAGCUACUAUCAUUGCACUGUGUUCCAUGAGAGAUUUCAACUUGACCCAGGAAACCUGUCAGUUAGCAAUCCGUGAUGUUGGUGGUCUGGAAGUGUUGAUUAAUUUAUUGGAAACAGAAGACAUCAAAUGCAAGAUUGGCUCAUUGAAAAUCUUGAGAGAGAUUUCCCAGAAUUUUCACAUCCGACGAGCCAUUGCCGACUUAGGCGGUCUGCAGACAAUGGUGGAGAUUUUGAAAUCUCCCAAUAAGGAAUUGAAAUGUUUGGCUGCAGAAACCAUUGCUAAUGUGGCUAGGUUUCGCCGUGCCAGACGAACGGUGAGACAGCACGGUGGAAUUAAGAAAUUGGUUGGAUUACUUGACUGCGCACCUCUAGAUUCAGAUCCUGUAAAUCCAGAAGUUGAGAAGGACAUCGAAGUAGCACGUAGUGGUGCAUUGGCACUAUGGAGUUGUAGUAAAAUGACAAAGAACAAGCACGCCAUUCGUAAAGCUGGAGGCAUUCCGUUAUUAGCGCAACUACUGAAGUCACCCCAUGAAAAUAUGUUAAUUCCAGUAGUCGGCACUUUACAGGAAUGUGCUUCAGAACAAAGUUACAGACUCGCUAUACGAACGGAAGGCAUGAUUGAAGAUCUUGUAAAGAACCUGAACAGCGAUAAUGAAGAACUACAAAUGCAUUGUGCCAGUGCGAUAUUUAAAUGUGCUGAAGAGAAAGAGACGCGAGAUCUUGUUAGACAGUACGGUGGAUUAGAUCCAUUGGUGGGCCUUCUCAGCAAAUCAGAGAAUAAGGAACUACUGGCGGCUGCCACGGGAGCCAUUUGGAAGUGCGCAAUUAGUCCAGAAAAUGUACAAAGAUUCCAAGAAUUGAAAGCAAUUGAAAUGUUAGUUGGAUUAUUGAAUGACCAACCGGAAGAGGUUUUGGUGAAUGUUGUUGGAGCAUUGGGAGAGUGUGCUCAAGAACCAUCAAAUAGACUGGCAAUAAGGAAAGCAGGUGGGAUUCCACCCCUGGUGAACUUGUUAACAGGAACCAAUCAGGCAUUGCUUGUAAACGUCACAAAAGCUGUCGGUGCAUGUGCUACGGAACCAGACAAUAUGACAGUAAUUGACAAACUUGAUGGUGUACGUUUACUGUGGUCACUACUAAAGAAUCAGAAUCCUGAAGUUCAAGCAAGUGCUGCCUGGGCAAUCUGUCCAUGUAUUGAAAAUGCUAAGGAUGCAGGCGAGAUGGUGCGUUCCUUUGUUGGUGGUCUAGAAUUGAUUGUUAGUCUUCUUAAAUCAGAACACAUGGAGGUGUUAUCCAGUGUGUGUGCUGCCAUUGCUAAUAUUGCAAAAGAUGAAGAAAAUCUAGCAGUUAUAACAGAUCAUGGUGUGGUUCCAAUGUUAGCUAAACUUACACCAAUGACAGAUGAUAAACUACGAAGGCACUUGGCAGAUGCCAUCGCCCGUUGCUGUAUGUGGGGAAAUAACCGUGUAUCAUUUGGACAACAUGGAGCAGUGGCCCCAUUAGUCAAAUAUCUCAAGUCACCAAAUAAAGAUGUUCAUCGAGCCACGGCAGAAGCAUUAUUCCAACUCUCGAAAGAUCCUGAAAACUGCAUUACGAUGCAUGAAAAUGGAGUGGUUAAGAUCAGAUUUCAUAUGGUCGACUGGUGGUCAUUUCUCUGA
Saccoglossus kowalevskii is the source of this 2957-nucleotide messenger RNA. Its product is annotated as outer dynein arm-docking complex subunit 2-like. The record is from RefSeq and is a predicted model, not a curated record. Lineage: Eukaryota; Metazoa; Hemichordata; Enteropneusta; Harrimaniidae. Gene Ontology annotation, molecular function: protein binding.